Messenger RNA from Salvelinus fontinalis (brook trout), 4697 nucleotides. RefSeq lists its product as uncharacterized. Lineage: Eukaryota; Metazoa; Chordata; Actinopteri; Salmoniformes; Salmonidae. The record is from RefSeq and is a predicted model, not a curated record. Bases 2890 to 3876 code for a protein of 328 amino acids. The transcript is spliced from 9 exons.
UUGUACUGUAAUGAAAUGAAAUGUUAUACUACCUGUGGAGCAAAGCGGAAUGCAACUACUCGCUCCAACCCGGAAGUGCGUAUCGUAGAGGGAGAGGCAAUAGAAGUGUUGUUUCUUGUAUUAUUGUCUUUUGUGUCUUUAGAGGACUGCUUCACCUUAAUGUCCCUUUUCCCCCCUUUCCCUUUUCUUCUGUCCUUAUUUUGUCCCACUUUGUCCCUUUGUCCCUUCUUCUCUUCUGCCAACUAGACACUCCUUGUUAGCUAGCUAGCUUCUUCCAGGAAUGUCCCUAGCAACUGCCUAGCAACAGGUAAACAACUUAGCUAGCUAAGAAAACGAUAUAAUUUUAUGAAAAAAUUAAUAAUAUAUUAUAAUUUUAUGAAAAAAAAUGGAGAAAAAAAAGAAAAAAAAUGCCAUAUCUUGAGGAAAUUGCGCAGUUCUGCCUGCAGGGCAAUAUUCAUGACAAACUUCAAGCUGCGACUGGGAGAGGGAAUGUAAAACCGAUAACGAAAUUGUUUUGACAAUUAACAUACAUUUUAUUAUGAAAAGUACAAUAUAUCCAUGUACACAUCAGAUAGCUGCUCUUUCUCUGCUACCUCAUUCAAUUUCUCUAAUUCUCCAGUUUAGUAUUCCCUGGUUAUGUUCCAAUUCUCCCUCUAUUUCCUCACCUCUUCCUCAGACUCUUCUUUUCCUCUUUCUUGUCUUUACUUUCUCCAUCAUUUUCCAUCUGUUGCAUCUUACUGGCCUUCUCUUGCUUCACAAGUUUUUUGGCUUUGCCCUUCUUUUUCUUAUUGACCUUCCCUUCCUGAAUAUUUUGGACAAGGAGAUAAAGUUUGUAAGCUUAUGGGUUUUCUCUUGAGCUACUAUAUCUAGAGCUAUACUAUACCGUAGAAGGACAUAUUCCCUUCUUGUAUUUCCUCUCACCUGUGUAGGCCACUCCUGCCAUUUCCUGGAGCUGCUUCCUGCCGGUCUUGCUCAGGUUGGUGAUAGGGGCCAAGCGAGGCAUGUGGCGGUAUGGGAAGUUCUAUAGUGCUGAGGUCACAAGAGGAGAGUGGCCAGACACAGGACCAGAGACCUUCCCUGGGCUUUGUAGGACCAGAAAGUAAAGUCAAAUAUCAGGAAAAUGCUAUGUUAAAAACAAUCUGUAGAUAUACUUUAUAACUAAACUAUACACAUUGCAGAUACCUGACUACACUCAAUAAGUAGGAGUAACUUACAAAGCUCUGGACAUUGUUAUGUUUUUCAGACUUGAGCCUGUUCUCGGCUAUACUGAUCUGCAUUUCUUCCAUGCUGUCUAUAAUUUCAGCCAUCUCCAGUGCAUUUCUUGAAUACCACUCUCUGAAACUGGAAACACUUAUCUCCCUCACUAGCUUUAAGCACCAGCUGUCAGAGCAGCUCACAGAUUACUGCACCUGUACAUAGCCCAUCUAUAAUUUAGCCCAAACAACUACCUCUCCCCCUACUGUAUUUAUUUUGCUCCUUUGUACCCCAUUAUUUCUAUCUCUACUCUGCACAUUCUUCCACUGCAAAUCUACCAUUCCAGUGUUUAACUUGGUAUAUUGUAUUUACUUCGCCACCAUGGCCUUUUUUUUGCCUUUACCUCCCUUAUCUCACCUCAUUUGCUCACAUUGUAUAUAGACUUAUUUUUCUACUGUAUUAUUGACUGUAUGCUUGUUUUACUCCAUGCGUAACUCUGUGUUGUUGUAUGUGUCGAACUGCUUUGCUUUAUCUUGGCCAGGUCGCAAUUGUAAAUGAGAACUUGUUUUUAACUUGCCUAACUGGUAAAAUAAAGGUGAAAUAUAUAUAUUUUUUAAAUCCAUGUGUAACUCUGUGUUGUUGUAUGUGUCAAACUGCUUUGCUUUAUCUUGGCCAGGUCACAGUUUUAAAUGAGAACUUGUUCUCAACUAGCUUACCUGGUUAAAUUAAGGUGAAAAACUGUUGUUGUUUUUUUUAAAUCAGAAGUGUCCACUUUAUUUGAGGGCUGAGGGGAGAAGGUGUGUAUUUUAAGUGUUUGGGAAUGCAGCCCUAGUGUGUUGUAUUGGGGUUGUGCCACAGAGCAUUAUGGGGGUUCUAUGUGUUGAGAAAUGUAGUGACGUUGGAUAUAGAUUAAAAGUGAAGAAUGAUGGUUGAGCUUUUUUUAUUUUUAUUAUUCAAUUCAAAUUCGUUUUUUCAAAUUACAGGAGAGCGAGGAGGUAUAUUACACAUAGUUUUCCUGGUGUUAGAACUUUAUUUUUGUUUGCAGUUAGCAAGGCAAAUUUAAAUAAAUUACACGAACUCCAGUAGCUAGCUAACUAGCGUUACCAGCGCGAGUGUGCAUUUAUCUCCUCCAGAACGGUAGAAUGGCCAAAGCUGUCGAAAAUGUUGUGGAUUUUUUGGGUUGAAGAACCAUUUUCAUUCUCUGGGGUACACGGAAAAGGUGCGAAUUAAAAGCGAGGGUCGACCUCUGCUUGAGAUCAGUUUCAUGAAGAAGGUGAGGGCGUUCAAUACUAACAGGUAUCAAAAAUAUAACUGGUUAAGCACAUCACGUUCGUUAUUGAGCUACAACCAGUGAGAAGAUGAUGCCACCAGUCCGGCUCCAAACAGGCCUUUUUCUUGUGACGUAUUAUGCGCAGUCAUAAAGCUGUGACCUAAAAUGACGUCAUUUUAUUAAUAAAUUAAAUUAAUCACUACUAUUAAUCACUACACUAAUCACAAUAAAUUAAUCACUACAUAAACUGUUCAGAUUGAUUUAAUCUGUACAAUAGUUUUCUUCACUCAGGUUGUUGCAGGUAAUCUUUGGCCUUUUGGGGCACCUCCUUCCCAACAUAAAUAUACAUAUAUAGGGAAUAGGGUGCCAUUUGGGAUGCCAUCUUUGUGUGUGUGAGUCAGGAUGUGUUUUGUGUCAAUUAAUUGAUGGAAAUGUUUCCCUCAGAAAGAAAGAUGGAUCGUAAUGAUGAGAGAAUAAAAAGAGCUUUAAGACGCCGCCCUUAUGUGUUGAAACCAGUGAGGGUGAACAGCCCUGAUUCCGUGUUGUGGCCAACCGGCAAGGUGCACAGAAGGCCAAAGCCUUCUACUUCAGUGCAGAGCCCUCAGAUACACAAAAGGCCUCCAAUCAUUGUGAGCUAUGGGCAGGACCAAACAUCUGGGGAAGGAUGGAGCGUCAAUCCAGAGCCUCUCAGCCAGUCUGGAAGGGUGACUCGGCUGAUAGAGAGAAAAAAUGAUGACGUGAUCUCAUCCUCCAGUUCUGAUGACUUUUCCAUCUACUCCUUCACUGACUGUGAAUCGGAGUGUGAUGAUGAGGAUCGUGAAAGGAGGACACCACCUCUGAAAGUUGAGAAUGGAGAAGUGACAAAGCUUGACGUGAGGGAUAUGGACGAGGAUGAUGAUCUGUCUCUCCACUCCUUCGAUGAGUCAGACUUCCUGAGCCCAGGGAAGGUCUCAGGUCCUGUAUCUGUCAAGAAUGGCCUCUCUCCUCUUGUGACCUCAGCACCCCGGACACUGGCUGAAGCCCUACGGGCCCUGCCCUCUGCUGUAGGCUCUCCCUACCCAGUAAAUGUCCCAAGGCCUCUGACUCCUCUCAGCCCUGUCAUUAUCGCUCUGCCCCGAACAGAGAACUUCCCAUACCGCCACAGCCCUCGCCUGGCUCCCAUCACCAACCUGAGCGAGACCGGCAGGAAGCUGCUCCAGGAAAUGGCUGGAGUGGCCCCACAGGAAGGGAAGGUCAAUAAGAAAAAGAAGGGCAAGGCCAAAAAAGUAGUAAAACAAGAGAAGGCCAGUAAGAUACAACAGAUGGGAAAUGUUGGAGAAAGUAAGGAGGAGGACAAGAAAGAGGAAAAGAAGAGUCUGAGGAAGAGGUUUCUUCAGUGGCUGCUGCCCAAACUGAGAUGUUCAAAGAAAUAAUGGCCAACUACUGUUUCUAACACACACACACACACACACACACACACACACACACACACACACACACACACACACACACACACACACACACACACACACACAGACACACACACAGACACACACACAGAUUUUGAGUAUUGGUUACUCCUACAACACACACAAAUGUAAUUUCAGAGACAGGAACUAUGAUUAGCAAAAUACAUAUUGGUCUCAUUCUUAUCUUUUGAGACAUGCAGCAUUAUUAACAAAACAAAAAUGAUAUUGAUCCCCAUACAGCCUAUGAUAAUGAGUUGGAUUUACAUGUUUAGGCUUGGAAAUAUAGCCAGGAGAAGCAGGGUCAACACCUCUACUCAUGCCAUAAGUGGCAUGACAUCUUUAUUAACCACAGAGAGAUAAGACCUCUGUCUUCACAGUCUCCUCCAAAGGACAGCACCAACCUUAGAGCAGUGUCACUGGUAUUGGGGUCUUAGGUCUCCUUUGGCCAAAGUGAAGAGGUGAGGGCCCCUUACUGGUCUCCUUGCAAUAUCUGGUCUCCCACACAGAGAUGGAAAUCUACACCUGUUUAGACCCUGGAGGAUAUGGCUUCAGAUGAGAGAUGCAGAACGUAAAAGCUUCAAACACAUUGAUAUGCAAAUUCAGAACCAUUGUACACUGAAGUGGAGCAUGCAUCUGGUCUGAAGCAUGUCAAAAGAGUGCAAAUGAACUGGGACUGGAGGACUGGAUCACAUUUUAACUAAAUUAGCAUGUAUCUGAUGUAGCUACACUUAUCUGUACUUGAAUUGUGCUGUUUGAAACGUGCAUUUCCAAUAAAGCUUUUUAAA